AUGAACGCACAACAACCUAUGCGCCAAGCACCGGCGCCUGCCUUACCGCCCGUGGACGAGAUCAUCGAGAUCCUGCCGCUGCAGAUCGACCCUCAGACCAAAGCCAUCUCAGCGCCCUCGCUGGCAUCCAACAAGGCGCUGCAGGCCGAGCUGGCGGCACUCAACACGCUGCACCGCUCGCUGCUGACUCUCGAGACUCCUUCGCAGACGCCUCCGCCCCCGAUCCCCGUCAACCCCAAGCGCAGCGCCCAGGUCACCAAGCUGCGCGACUCGGGCAACGACUGCUACCGCAAGCAAAAGUACGCCGAAGCCAUCAAGUUCUACGGCCUCGGCAUCGACAUGGCCCUCAAGCGGCCCUACUGGGAACCCCAGCAGCUCGUCCGCGAGGAGAUUGCCAGCCUCUACGCCAACCGCGCCCAGGCGCACAUGGGCCUGCAAAGCUGGGCCGAGGGCGCCGUCGACGCCGAGGCCAGCGUGGAAGCCAAGCGGGUCGGCAAUGCAAAGGCCUGGUGGCGCCGCGGUCGCUGCCUGUACGAGAUGGGAAGACUGGACGAGGCCCGCGAUUGGGUAUCGAGAGGUCUCGAGAUGGAGGGCGAGGAGGCUGAACUCAAGACGCUGCUGUCUGAUAUCAAGACCAAGCUUGCCGCCAAGAGCUCGUGA
This is a messenger RNA of Pestalotiopsis fici W106-1, 660 nucleotides long. RefSeq lists its product as uncharacterized. Gene Ontology annotation, molecular function: protein binding. The record is from RefSeq and is a predicted model, not a curated record. Bases 1 to 660 code for a protein of 219 amino acids. NCBI's taxonomy places the organism in Eukaryota, Fungi, Ascomycota, Sordariomycetes, Amphisphaeriales, Sporocadaceae. The transcript has a single exon.